This is a messenger RNA of Cavenderia fasciculata, 477 nucleotides long. RefSeq lists its product as uncharacterized. NCBI's taxonomy places the organism in Eukaryota, Evosea, Eumycetozoa, Acytosteliales, Cavenderiaceae. Bases 1 to 477 code for a protein of 158 amino acids. The record is from RefSeq and is a predicted model, not a curated record. The transcript is spliced from 5 exons.
AUGAGUCAAUCAAAUAUAGGAUUACAUCCAACACUACCUAUUGAAGAUCCCUCAAUAGCUAUUAAAAAGGAAUUGACAGAGGAGGGAGAAGCGAUUGUUUCAGAGUUGGGUAAAGCAAUUAGAUCUUUGAUCAAACAUUCAAAUGUACAUGAUAAUUUAAUGACAAUAUCAAAGACAUUCUCUGCACAUGAACUAAAUGUUACACAAACUGAUGAUAUGAUACAUCAAAUGAGUUCACUAUCGAAAGAAUUAAGUUCACAAAUCAACUUGUUGAGAGGUUCAUUUCAAGCGUUGGAUGGAAUCAAUAACAGUGUCACUGAAAUCAACCAAAAUGCAUUAUCAUUUACUAAAAAGACACCCAUGUCUAGUGCUGUAGCUAUAGUUGUAAUAGUUGAUAAAAAGAGUAAGUUUGGCUAUCACCUGAUCAGUAGUGAUGGCCAUGGCUUGGGUGGUUCUCUAGAGUUGCAAAAAAGAUAA